This is a messenger RNA of Rhipicephalus sanguineus (brown dog tick), 2289 nucleotides long. RefSeq lists its product as uncharacterized. The transcript has 4 exons. The coding region runs from base 59 to 1585 and encodes 508 amino acids. NCBI's taxonomy places the organism in Eukaryota, Metazoa, Arthropoda, Arachnida, Ixodida, Ixodidae. The record is from RefSeq and is a predicted model, not a curated record.
GCUGUUACAGAGUGGCUCCAGGCGCGUUUCUCGUUGGUUAGCAACCUCUAUCUACGCGAUGGAAAAAAAAUUUAAAAGCAACAGGAUGUGUUGCGUGCCUCAGUGCACGAACCGAGCGGUGAAGGAUGAGAUAAGCCUUCAUUCGUUCCCGCUGGACGCGCGACUUAAGAAGGAGUGGGUGGUGAAGCUCCGGAUCGGCAAGCCCGUGACGCCGCCAAUGAAGGUUUGCAGCGCACAUUUCAUCUCCGAAGACUUCUUCUGGAGCAGCAUUGACCCCAAAGUGUGGACGCCUAAUCGAAGACGGCUGAAGAAGACUGCUGUACCUUCACAGAACUUGCCCACAAGAACCCAUGACAAAAAGAAAAAGGACUUGUCAAGAAUACAGGAAGCAGCAGCGCGAGAUGCCCGUGCCUCUGCUAGACAUUGUCAUGAACCAACUUCUCAAGGAACAUGUCGGGAACCUGCCCGAGCUGUGCAUGGGCUACCUUGUGAAGAGAACCCCGAUGAUGACCUAUAUGAUGUACGACAGCAUGGCCAGGAAACUGCAUCACAACCAUGUCCUAGUGGUGCAACUGGUACAGCUGCUUCCUCACUAGACCAGGAGGCUGCAGAAGCCCUUGUUCAGCUUUCACAGUUCAUCCAGAAUGUACCAGACAUGUGUACACAAGACAAGAGCAUCCAGGUCGAUGUGGACUCCUUUAUGGGGAAGAAGUUCAGGCUUGUAGAUUUACUCACAUCAGACAACAUUGUUCUUGCUUUUACUGGUGUAUCAAUGAAUCUGCUGAUAGCAGUUAGUAAUGAAGUAGGCAGAAUUGAAGAGGCAGUCACUGAAAUGUCAACUCUUGAACGCGUUAUUCUCGUUCUUGUACGUUUGAAAACGUGUUUACCCUUUGUGUGUUUGGCCCCCCUAUUUUGUGUGAGCAGAACAACUGUCUCUCGCCACUUUUACAGCACACUUCAUAACCUUGCAGCGGUUCUGGAAUCUGCAAUUCCAUGGCCAGAUAAACAGGAAAUUGCAAGAAAUCUGCCACAGUGCUUUGAAGAAUACAGGGACGUACGUGUUGUGCUAGACUGUACUGAGGUCACAGUUGAAAAAUCGCACUGUGCUUCGUGUAGAAUUCUAACGUAUUCGCAUUACAAGGGAACGCACACAGCAAAGCUUCUUGUUGGUGUCUCGCCUGCUGGUUUAAUCACUUUUGUCAGCCGUGGUUUUGGAGGCAGAGCGUCAGACAGAGCCUGCGUUGAAAAAUCGGCAGUUCUAGCAAAACUCAACAGUUUUGAAGAUGACGUAAUGGUUGAUAAAGGUUUCAACAUAGACGUAUUAUGUGAAAACCUCGGGCUGGGGGUUGUGCAGCCUCCAUUUCUUCGUGGACAGCUGCAGUUCACCGCAAAAGACUCAGAAAAGACAUUAAAAAUAGCCAGGGCACGUGUGCACGUCGAGCGGGCAAUCCAAAGGAUGAAACUUUUUAAAGUUCUGAGGGAACCUGUGCCUUGGGAAAUGGUUGGUGCCCUUGAUGACAUAUUUAUUGUGAUUGGUGGAAUUGUAAAUCUCUCCACUCCUAUUCUCUCUGAGAAAAGGUUCUAGUGAAAUUAUGGACGAAUCUGUUGUGUCCGCAAGCGAAUUUUCUGCUGCUUCUAGCAGAAGUGACUCGGAGGAUAAUGUCAAAUCAUGAAAAUAUAGUUUGUAUGAUAAAAAACCGUAGAACGAGCCAGGAUUGUAGUCAGGUGUUGAUCAGUACGUUACGCUUUCUGGCAUAUCGAUUUUUUACUCAGAUUGAAAUGUCGUGAAAAUGUUGGCAAUAUUAUAUCUUUUCUUUGUAGUGUCGCAACAGUAUAUGGUAAAAAUUUGGUGACAUAACCGUCAACCAGCAGAGAGACGUUCAGUCCAAGAAAGCUACCUGGCCGUGACCUCAGAGUAGUGUUGCACAGUGAAGCGAUAUGUGUCACAAGGAAAAUCGGCGUUUCGGGCAUCUUUUUCACCGCGGAAGUAAUAAGCAGGAUUUGUGCUAAUAAAAAUGAGAGUGCGUGGUUGCAAAUCUUAUAUAAGCAGUCUUAUGCCAAAGUUGAUGAUUCUUGGGAAAUGGUCACGGCCGCAGAAAUGAUGAAUUUCAUUUGCCUGCUGAUCUUAUGGGCAUUGUCGAGCUUCCACGACUAUACCUCGCCAAAACAAGUACAUUCAGAACAAGUCCUACCGAUUGACGAAGCGGAGAAAAUACAAAAGGUGCUAAGAGGACAAGAAACUUGACUGGACAAAUGCUACUUGUAAUGCUUGUUUUGCCCAGUGGCACA